CGAGGAGUAAACAGUCGUCGACACGUGCAGCAAAACCAUGCCGGCGUGCGGUGCGGUGCGGAGCGCGGCCACGUCCGCCGACGCCGCCGAGCUGCCGGUCAAACAAAGGCUGCCGACGCGAUGCGCGAUGGCCUCUCCCUCUCGGUGGUAGACUAGCCCCAUCAUCCGCCCGUGCCAUAAGUACCACGACAUCGCCGGCAGCAGACAGAGCUCGUCGUCGUCGUCGUCGCAGAUCGACGUGCGGGUGAUCGAUCGAUCGUCGAGCAGUUCCAUGGCCACUUCUUCCCGGAGGAUGCGCGCUGUCCAGUACGACAAGUACGGCGGCGGCGCCCAGGGUCUCAAGCAUGUGGAGGUGCCGAUCCCGGCGCCGAAGAAGGGCGAGGUGCUGAUCAGGGUGGAGGCGGCGAGCAUCAACCAGGUCGACUGGAAGUUUCAGAAGGGGAUCGCCCGGCCGUUCUUGCCCAAGAAGUUCCCCUUCACCCCAGGUUACGAUCUUGCCGGAGAGGUGGUGGAAUUGGGCAGCGGGGUGAGCUGCUUCGAGGUGGGCGACAAGGUCAUCGCCAUUAAUUUCCCGGACGGCGGCGGGCUCGCCGAGUACGCGGUGGCGCGGGCGUCGCGGACGGCGGUAAGGACGACGGAUGUGGCCGCGGCCGACGGCGCGUGCCUGCCGAUCGCCGCCGGCACGGCGCUCGUGGCGCUGCGGACGGCCGGGGUCAGCUUAGACGGCGGAGGUGGCGCCAGGAAGAACGUGCUGGUGACGGCGGCCUCCGGCGGGGUGGGCCACUUCGCCGUCCAGCUCGCGCGGCUGGGCGGCCACCGCGUCACGGCCACCUGCGGCGCGCGCAACGUCGGCCUCGUGGGGCGCCUGGGCGCCGACGAGGUGCUCGACUACGCCACCCCGGAGGGCGCCGCGCUGCGGAGCCCCUCGGGGAGGAGGUACGAUGCCGUGGUGCACUGCGCGACGGGGUUCCCGUGGUCCGCGUUCUCGCCGGCGCUCGCCGACGCCGGCGUGGUGGUCGACGUCACGCCGGGCGCGGCGGGCGUCACCACGGCGCUGUGGCAGAGGGCGACCUUCUCCAAGAAGAGGCUGGUGCCGCUGUUCGUGUCGCCGACGAAGGAGGACAUGGAGCUGCUGGUGGGCAUGGCGAGGGAGGGGAGGCUCAAGGCGGUGAUCGAGUCGAGGUGCCCGCUGAGCAGGGCGGAGGAGUGCUGGGCCAAGAGCAUGUCAGGGCACGUCACCGGCAAGGCCGUCGUCGUCGUCGGAGAAGAAGAGUGAGCCCGGCGCGGCGACGCGACCCGUAUAUGCAUGUGUGUGUAGACAAAAACAAAGAGAUGGGAGUGCAAUACAGUAUACAAAUACCGAUGGUUGAUUUGUUAUGAUAUAAUUAUUUGUUGAUAUUCUUAAUAAAUACUUCGUUCGUCCGUCUCUAGAUA
Messenger RNA from Oryza brachyantha (malo sina), 1434 nucleotides. Its product is annotated as chloroplast envelope quinone oxidoreductase homolog. The record is from RefSeq and is a predicted model, not a curated record. Bases 272 to 1276 code for a protein of 334 amino acids. Gene Ontology annotation, molecular function: oxidoreductase activity. Lineage: Eukaryota; Viridiplantae; Streptophyta; Magnoliopsida; Poales; Poaceae. The transcript is spliced from 4 exons.